AUGUUUUCUUUCUUUCGUUUCGAACGUUUCUUUAUCUUCCCUCAUCUUUCUUUCCAGUAUGCUUUUCUUUUUUUCAAAUCAUUUAAUUUCCUAUUGUCUGUUCAUCAUUAUAGCCUUCCUUUCCUUAUUUUUCUUGUUUCUUUUGAUUUCUUUUUUCACUUAUUUAGUUCUUUCUUUCUACAUUUGUACAUUCAUUUAAUUCUUUCUUUCCUUCUUUCUUCAUUUCUUAAUCAUCCUUUUAGGUUCUCCCAUAUCGAUUUCCACUUUUCAAGUUCCCUCCUUCUUUUUGUUUCUCAUCUUUCUUUUAUUAUUGUUAAUUCUUCUUUCUUUAUUCCUUUUUUUCUUUCUUUAUUACUUUCUUUCUUGCUUUCUUUCGUAUUUUUUUUAUAUACAUUAGUUAUCGUUAUGUUUCAUUUUAAUUUAUACCUGUACUCGUCUUCAUUCUUUCUUUUGUUUUUCCUUUUCUUUCUUUUUCUUUGUUAA
This is a messenger RNA of Acanthosepion pharaonis, 483 nucleotides long. Lineage: Eukaryota; Metazoa; Mollusca; Cephalopoda; Sepiida; Sepiidae. The record is from the annotation of a GenBank genome assembly.